Molecule: messenger RNA, 1256 nt
Organism: Perca fluviatilis (European perch)
Lineage: Eukaryota; Metazoa; Chordata; Actinopteri; Perciformes; Percidae
Product: sulfotransferase 1C1-like
Exons: 7
Coding region: 194-1054 (286 amino acids)
Biological process (GO): sulfation
Cellular component (GO): cytoplasm
Molecular function (GO): sulfotransferase activity
Source: RefSeq, a predicted model, not a curated record
GUCACGCUGCACUGUGUACAAAAGCAAAUCAAGUGUGCACGUUUGACAAAGGACCAAAAGCCAGCUGAAAGAGGAGCUGCUGAAGACACGAGCUCAGGAAGAAGUCCGUACUGGCCUCGACUGAACCCUUUUACAGUCACAUUUUGGUGUCUGGUUUUUGGUUUCCUCAGCUAAACUUUUGACAGUAUCAGUCAUGUCGGAGGAAGAAAAGUUGUCCUACAGCGAAGCCAUUAAGAAGGCGUACGCGUCCGUAUCUCGCUUCCCUCUCAUCCCAGUCAGAGGAAUUCCUCUCAUGAGCCUCAUCGCCCAAAACUGGGACACCAUCUGGGCUUUCCGUCCGGAGCCCUCAGACCUCCUCAUCGCCACCUACCCCAAAGCAGGUAGAGCCUCCUGCCCGGUCUGGCGCAUAGCGCAGCCACUUUUGCACAGCCUGGGCAAAAGUCUUGAUCUUCUGAAGGAAAUGGAUCCUCCAAGAAUCAUCAAAACACAUCUUCCUUUUCAGUUGGUGCCUCCUGGAUUUUGGGAAAAAAAGUGCAAGGCUAUCUACGUGGCACGUAAUGCUAAAGACAACCUGGUGAGCUACUACCAUUUUGAUUGUAUGAAUAUGACCCAGCCUGACCCAGGACCCUGGGAAGGCUACAUACCUAAGUUCAUGCGAGGAGAGUUGGCAUGGGGCUCCUGCUAUGACCAUGUGAAAGGUUACUGGAUGGAGAGAGAGAAGAAGAAUAUCCUUUACCUCUUCUACGAGGACAUGAAAGAGAAUCCUCAGCGUGAAGUGGAGCGCAUCAUGAGGUACCUGGACUUGUCGGUCUCUGAUGAGAUCAUCAGCCGAAUUGUGGAGCUCACGUCCUUUAAGAACAUGAAGGAGAACCCGAUGGCCAACUACUCCUGGAUCCCAGCUGCUGUCUUUGAUCAGUCAAUCUCCCCCUUCAUGAGAAAAGGUGAAGUAGGGGAUUGGAGAAACCAUUUUACACCCGAACAAUCAAAGAUGUUUGAUGAAGAUUAUGAAAAGCAAAUGAAGGAAGUCAACAUACCAUUCAGGACCCUCAUCUAACGGAUUUUGGCUUUUCCAAACGGAUGCAGCUCUGCAAACCAAAGACCGGUGGACUGACACUGUGCAGCACUAGCCUACUGUCAGAAAUUUGGCACAAGCUAAAUACCAAAACAAAAAUGAAUACAAAUAAAUUAAUUUGAUCCUUUAUGUAGAACACUGUAAUCACUGCACCUCUUUAUGUGUCGAUACAUCCAAAUGUUGU